CGUCGUACAAGGAUGGAUUGUUAAUGUUAUUUACUUCAGUCGUCAUUUUCACUACGGAUGACUGCACGACUGUUUACGAAGAAACACAAGGUUUGUUACCUGAACAAAAAUGUCUCGGAAACUAGAUAUGAAUUCUCAAGAGAAGACAUUCAUAUGUGACCAAUGUGGAGCAACCUACUCGGAAGAAGGUGAAUUAGAAAACCAUCAAAAAAUCCACAUUUUGGCUCCUUCAGAUGAAUUUGUCUCUGACAGUAAUAAAUCUUUCUCUCGUGAACAAGGACUGAAUGAGCAUCAAAAGGUCCACACUGGAGAGAGAUCAUUUGUUUGUGAAAUUUGUGGAGAUUGUUUCUUAAAUGAACAUUCCUUGACAGACCAUAAAUGCAUCAACGCUGGAGAGAAACCAUUUGCUUGUGACACUUGUGAAAAAACAUUUUCAGGAAAACAGAGCCUAACCCUCCAUCAACGUGUUCACACGGGAGAGAAACCAUUCGUUUGUGAGACCUGUGAUAAAGCGUUUUCGCAUAAACACAGCCUUGUGUACCAUCAGCGCGUUCACACUGGAGAAAAACCACACGUCUGUGAUAUUUGUGGAAAAGCCUUUUCUCAUAAACCUCGUCUCCGCACCCAUCAGCGUGUCCACACUGGGGAGAAACCGUUUACUUGUCACAUUUGCGGAGCGAUUUUCAGAUGGAAAACUGUUUUAAGUCGGCAUUUACUGCUCCACACAAGGGAGAAACUAUUUGUUUGUGAUAAUUGUGGAGAAGAAUUUUCUGAAAAACCUGAGCUGACCGCCCAUCGGCUUGUACAUGCUGGCGAGAAACCAUUCAUCUGUGAUUUUUGUGGAAAAGCGUUUUCACUUAAAGGUACUCUGAAAACACACCAGAAAGACCACGAAAAAGCAUUUGUUUGUGACACUUGUGGCAAAGCCUUUUCGCGAAGAUUUACUCUAACCGACCAUCAACGCAUCCACACUGGAGAAAGUCCUUUUGUUUGUGACACUUGUGGUGCUUGUUUUGUUAGGAAAGGUGCUUUAAAUCAGCAUCGAUUUGUCCACACUGGAGAGAAAGCAUUUGUAUGUGACCAGUGUGGAAAAGGCUUUUCACUCAAACAUGUUUUAGUUAGACACCAGCGUGUCCACACUGGAGAGAAACCAUUCGUUUGUGACCUCUGCGGGAAAAACUUCUCGCAUAAAUACACUUUGACUGCCCAUCGGCGCGUCCACACUGGAGAGAAACCAUUUGUCUGUGACGAUUGUGGAGCUGGUUUUGUUAGGAAAGAUGACUUGAAUCGACAUCAGUCCACCCACACUGGAGAAAAACCAUUUGUUUGCGAUAUUUGUGGGAAAGCCUUCGGACUCAAACGCACUCUGACAAAUCAUCAGGCACUCCACAUCAGAGAGAAACACUUUCCUUGCGACGUGUGUGGUGAAGAUUUCUCACAUGAAACUUUUCUGAAAAUUCACCAGGGUAUACACACUGGUGAGAAACAGUAAUAAUAAAUAACAAUAUUAGGUUGUUUAUAUGACGCUUUAUAAAACCGAAGGAUGUCUCAAAGUACUUCCAACACUACUACCCCUAAUCACUGGGCCACUUAAAUCAUCCCCUAAACCAUCUCAGUUCUUUGGUGAGUGUACAGUCUAUGCUGCAAAAUCUGUUGCACUCUAAGCUGAACUAAUUCCAAGAACCACCCUAGACAAGUUGUUAAUAAUUGUCCCACAGAGUGAGAUAGUCGAGUUGCAGCGGUGCUCUCGCCAGGUCACUGCACUCGUGCGAACUGCCCAACAGUUCGCGCAAAGCAGUGAAGCACCGCCACAACUCGACUAUCUCACCGCGUGGGACCAUUAACGACUUGUCCACAAGUCUAUCUCUGCCCUCACAGGUACUCAUUUAUAAGAGUCGUACAUGCAUCUUAUAGAACGAGAGAGAGAGAGUGGCAAAGACUUAGACAUUUUAAAGGGCUAACUGCAGGGUCGUCCACAGGUUUUCUUCAAAUCUUUGGGGGCAUUCUGGACCCAAAUGUUUCAGAUGCACACUGAAUUGUUGAGGUAUUCGAAAAAUUGUUUUUUUUUUUAAAUGUGUUGUGCAUCUCAAAUCGCUUGCUUGUGAACUUUGUGAACAUUUAAGGCGGUGGACACUUUUGGUAAUUUCUUUUUUGAAAACUAUGUCACUUCAGAGGGAGCUGUUGCUCACAAUGUUUUAUACU
This is a messenger RNA of Asterias rubens (European starfish), 2202 nucleotides long. Its product is annotated as gastrula zinc finger protein XlCGF26.1-like. Lineage: Eukaryota; Metazoa; Echinodermata; Asteroidea; Forcipulatida; Asteriidae. Gene Ontology annotation, cellular component: nucleus. Gene Ontology annotation, biological process: regulation of transcription by RNA polymerase II. The coding region runs from base 110 to 1492 and encodes 460 amino acids. The transcript is spliced from 2 exons. The record is from RefSeq and is a predicted model, not a curated record. Gene Ontology annotation, molecular function: DNA-binding transcription factor activity, RNA polymerase II-specific; RNA polymerase II transcription regulatory region sequence-specific DNA binding.